Molecule: messenger RNA, 2694 nt
Organism: Xenopus laevis (African clawed frog)
Lineage: Eukaryota; Metazoa; Chordata; Amphibia; Anura; Pipidae
Product: extracellular calcium-sensing receptor
Exons: 5
Coding region: 135-2495 (786 amino acids)
Source: RefSeq, a predicted model, not a curated record
CAUAUUUCUCUGAUGGAUUAAGUUACUUCUCUCUGAAAUAAAUUUAAUUUAGAUUUAAUUUAGAACAGUGUUUUGUGUCAUUUUUUAAUUUGCUUUUUAGAUUCCAUAUAAGAUAUUAUCGUUUUAUUCUUGCAAUGGUAUUUGCAAUACUAGAAAUUAAUGAAUCAACUGAAUUAUUGCCCAAUAUAACACUGGGCUUCAAGCUCUUUGACUCAUGUUACAAUGAGGUACUAUCACUGAUGGGAGCAAAAUGGAUCUUGUCGGGAAAAAAAAAUGGAGUGCCAAAUUAUAACUGUAACAAGGAUCAUAUGCCAUUGGCAAUUGUUGGUGACAUGCCAUCUAAGGCCUCAGUGCCCCUAGCCAGGAUCUUGGGAUUGAACAGAUAUCCACAGGUUAGCUUUGCUUCAAACCAUCCCUCACUGAGUAAUAAAAUACAGUUCCCAUCCUUCCUCAGGACUACAUAUAAUGGUGAUCAUGAAUGGAUUGCCAUUGCGCAGUUGGUCAAGUACUUUAAUUGGACCUGGGUGGGUAUUGUUUGCUCAGAUGAUGACUUGGGUAUAUCAGGUGCACAACUGUUAACUAGAGAAAUAGAGAAAAAUGGUGGAUGCAUUGCAUUUCAGGAGACACUUCCUAUAAGCAGCUCCAUGAAGUUCAUCUACCGUAUCAUUGAUGUGAUCAAGAAAUCCAGAGCAGCAGUGAUUGUUUUAUCCUGCACCAUGGAAAGCCUUGUAUCUUUCAUGGAAGAGAUUUCUUUUUGCAAUGUCACUGACAAAGUCUGGGUGGGAACAUCCGGCUGGACCAUUACUUCUGAUUUUCCUAGGAUAGAAAUUCUAACAACCUUAAAUGGGAGCCUUGGGAUAUCACCUAAAAAGGGGAACAUUCCAAGGUUUAAAGAAUUUCUUUAUAGCAUACAUCCUUCCAUAUUUUCAAAUGAUCCUUACAUGAAGACUUUUUGGGAGAAUGCUUUUCACUGUGUUUGGCCAGGAAAUGAUUCCUACAAUAAUACAUCUCCAGCACUGCUUAAAAAUGGCAGUGAUUGGUGCACAGGAAAGGAGAGACUGGACAGCAUUGAUGUAAAUAUAUAUGAUGUCUACAACUUUAAAUAUACAUACAACGUGCAUAACGCUGUCUUUGCUCUAGCUUAUGCUUUGCACCAGAUGAAGAAUUGUGUUCCAGGGAAAGGGCCUUUCAAAAAUGGAGCUUGUGCUGAUGCCCCUAAUCAUCAGCCUUGGCAGCUGCUUCAUUACAUCAAGAAAGUUGUCUUCAAUAACACUGCAGGGAAACCAAUUCAUUUUGAUGAGAAUGGAGAUGGUCUUAUUGCCGUAGACAUCUUGAACUGGCAGUUGUUUCCUAAUGGAAGUAAUCAGUAUGUCCAUAUUGGUAGUUUUGAUGCCAGCUCUCCCAAAGGCCAAGAAAUUGAUAUUUGGCUAAACAAGAUUUUAUGGAAUGGACAGCGCACCCAUGUCCCUGUCUCAGUUUGCAGUGAUCCAUGUACCAAAGGCUACAGAAGAGCUCCAAUUCAAGGGCAAAAGAUUUGCUGCUUUGAUUGCCUGCCAUGUUCUGAAGGAGAGAUUCUUAAUCCAAAUGAUGACACUGAAUGCCUGAAGUGUCCAGAAGACAAAUGGCCUGACAGCAGAAAAGAAAAAUGUCUUGCAAAGCUCAUUCAGUUCCUUUCUUAUGAAGAGUCAUUGGGCUACGCUUUAGCCUUUAUUUCAAUCUUGUUUUGUCUCCUUACAUUUUCUGUGUUCUGUCUGUUCCUAGUUAAACAGAUGACUCCCAUAGUAAAGGCAAAUAACAGAGAACUCAGUUACCUUCUUCUUAUAUCCCUUAUGUUUGGCUUCCUGUGUCCCUUGACUUUCAUUGGUAGACCCAACCAGAUCACAUGUAUGAUACGCCAGGUCAUGUUUGCUGUCAUUUUUUCACUUUGCGUUUCUGCCUUACUAGCAAAGACUAUCAAUGUCAUAAUGAUAUUUAGUGCUACAAAUCCAGACAGUAAAUUGAAAAAACUGGUGGGACUGAGAAUACCAGUUUAUAUUGUCCCUGUGUGCACAAUGAUUCAGAUAAUUCUGUGCUCUGUUUGGUUGACAACAGCAGCUCCAUUUGCAGAAUUCAAUAUGGCAGCAGAAAUAGGAAUAAUAGUGAUUGAGUGCAAUGAAGGAUCCAGGGUGUUGUUUGCUUGUGUCUUGGGCUAUAUGGGUCUCUUAGCUACUAUUAGUCUAUCAGUUGCAUUUCUGGCGAGGAAGCUCCCUGACACAUUUAAUGAGACCAAGUUCAUUACAUUCAGUAUGUUGGUAUUUGCUAGUGUUUGGGUGACAUUUAUACCUGCUUACCUCAGUACUAAGGGUAAACAGACAGUGGCAGUAGAAAUAUUUGCCAUUCUCUCUUCAAGUGCUGGUUUUCUUGUUUGCAUCUUUUUCCCAAAAUGUUAUAUUAUAUUACUGCACCCAGAAAUGAACAGCAAACAGUAUAUCACAAGGAGAAAUGAUAGAAACUAAAGGAUAUGAUUAGGGCUAUGGACAUCUUAACUCUCCUCAUUUUAGAAUAUAUUUUUCAUGUACUAAUUCAUUUUAAGUAGAAAUAUUAAAUGGACAUUUGGCUAUUUUACAAUCUUAAAAGGGGAACCCACAACCAUAUUUUCCUAAACUCAGAAAUGAAUCUUUCUUUAUUUUAUUAUGUACUUUAAAAUGGCAAGUU